AUGUUAGUCGUCGGCCUUUAGUAGUUAUAUUGCUGGGAUUGCAAAUCACAAACCCAGAAGCAAGGAAAAACAGUGGAGGAAAACAGAAUAUGGGGGAAGCUCUUCUAACGACUUUAUCGAUGGAAAAUUAUCACCCAUCCACACUACUUUCGAUGGAUUCAGGUUCUCUUGCACAUGAUGAGUUGGAGAGGGAGAUGAAUCGGUCUGUCAUUCUUUCACGGCCUCCUGAUAUCAAUCUCCCGUUGUCGUCUGAGCCUAGUCCACCUCCUCCCCUUACCUGGAAUGAUCCGUGUGACAUCUUGGAUGUAGGCCUUGGCCCUCAGAUUUAUGAGGCUGAGACAAUUGUCAGUAUUCCAAAAGUUGCGAAGAAAUGCACAAAGCGUCUCGAUAGCAUUUGGGGUGCCUGGUUCUUCUUUAGCUUCUAUUUCAAGCCUGUGUUGAAUGAGAAGUCGAAAUGCAAAAUAAAUAGGGAUAGUAAUGGUGUUUCUGGGUUUGAGAAAUCAGAUUUGCAGCUUGAUGCGUUUUUGGUUCAGCAUGACAUGGAGAACAUGUACAUGUGGGUUUUCAAGGAAAGGCCUGAAAAUGCCUUGGGUAAAAUGCAACUGAGGAGCUACAUGAAUGGCCAUUCUCGCCAAGGGGAGCCCCCUUUCCAUUCAGUGUUGAUAGGGGCUUUGAUGCAGCGGAAGCAUUAUAGGGGUCUCUCCAACCCUCAGUGCGUUCAUGGCAUUGAAAUUGUUCGAUCACCCAAUCUCAUGAAUCUUGAUGAUGAAGAGCGGAAGAGGUGGGUGGAGCUUACAGGCCGAGACAUCAAUUUCUGCAUUCCUCAAGAGGCAAGUGAUUUUGGUUCAUGGAGGAACCUUCCAAGCACCGAAUUUGAGCUUGAGCGGGCCCCUCCAUUAAAGAGUAAUGGAAAUGCCCACCCAAGAAAGUUGCUUAAUGGUACUGGUUUGAAUCUCUCUACUCAGUCCACGGACCAUAGCAAUGGUGAAGGCGUCGACAUGUCUCCUAUUAGCAACAAGCGGAAGCAUGGCAGUGAAGAUGAAUUUUUGCAUUCAGUUGAUAUGAAUAUCCAUCCGGUUGAGCCAACAUGGUUAAAUGAGUUCAGUGGGGUAAUGAAGAAUGUAUAUGGGCCUGUUACAGCAGCGAAAACAAUAUACGAGGAUGAUAAAGCUUUUUUAGUCAUUGUCAGCUUGCCUUUUGCAGAUCUCCAAAGGGUGAAAGUUACUUGGAGGAAUACUAAAUCGCAUGGUAUUGUUAAGAUAUCUUGUAUAAGUACAGCAGGCAUGCCAUAUAUUAAGCGGCAUGAUAGGACAUUUAAGCUAACAGAUCCAACACCAGAGCACUGCCCUCCAGGGGAAUUCAUUAGGGAAAUUCCCCUCCCAAAUCUCAUUCCAGAAGAUGCGAAGCUGGAAGCAUACCGUGAUGAGACAGGAACAGUGCUUGAAAUUAUUGUGCCCAAGCAUCGUGUAGGACCAGAAGAACAUGAGGUUCGUGUAUGCCUUCGCCCCUCUCCAUGGAGUGAAUGA
Messenger RNA from Dovyalis caffra, 1526 nucleotides. The record is from the annotation of a GenBank genome assembly. Lineage: Eukaryota; Viridiplantae; Streptophyta; Magnoliopsida; Malpighiales; Salicaceae.